This is a messenger RNA of Theileria equi strain WA, 282 nucleotides long. RefSeq lists its product as hypothetical. The transcript is spliced from 3 exons. Bases 1 to 282 code for a protein of 93 amino acids. Lineage: Eukaryota; Apicomplexa; Aconoidasida; Piroplasmida; Theileriidae. Gene Ontology annotation, molecular function: protein binding. The record is from RefSeq and is a predicted model, not a curated record.
AUGCAGAGCGUUUUAUUUAAUCCAAACGGAAGGUAUAUCAUACUUGGUACAAAUUUUUGCCGUCUAAUUUGCAUAAAUUCCGUGAAUGGUGCUGCAAUAUUUGCAUGCUGUUAUGGAGAAGUUCCAGCGGUAAAGUCACAUUCGGACAAAUUUUGCUUUCCACAUAUUUCUCCAGAUGGAAAGUAUCUUGUUUGUGGCUGUUUUGAUGGGAGUGUAAAGGUUUGGAACUUCAAGGGACAACUUGUUGCUUCGUUUUCUGGACACGAAGGUGAGGAUAUUUAG